AUGGACAAAGAUAUUACAAUAAGGCCAUUUCACAAAGGAUUUCUUCAAGCUGGUGGAACAAUAGAAAAGACUCCUUUAGUUCCAAAUGGAAAAUACCUUUAUAAACAGUUAUGUUCUCAAAGAGAGAAAGCUUUCUAUGAAGAAAUAGUUUCCCUUCCUGAGUGGCAUUCCACGGGAGUAGUUCCAUCUUAUUAUGGAAUAGAGAAGCAUGAUUUUGGCAAAGGUGUAAUGGAGUAUUUGAAGAUCAAUAACAUGCUCUUCAACUGUCAUUCCCCGUUUGUUCUUGAUCUUAAAGUUGGGACGCAGACGUGGAAGCCGAAUGCCACUGAAGCCAAAAUCAUUCACAAACAACACAAAAGCGAAUUACUCAACGCCGAACACGUCGGGCUCAGGUUCUGUGGGAUGAAAAGAACCAUCGGCGACCAAGUCUAUUCGUACGACCGCGAACUCAGCGAAGACGAGGUGAUCGACCGGACGAAGUUGAAAGAAAUGAUUCGACUUUUCUUGUUUGACGGGAAGAAAUACGAAGUCGAAAAGAUCAAAAUUUUCGACGAAAAGAUCAACAGAAUUAUUAAAGCAAUCGACACAAAGAAAUUCAAGUUCUUCGGCGCAUCAGUUCUACUCGUCUACGACGCAGACCAGAAAAAUAUCAACGAAAAAACCGACUUGAGACUCAUCGACUUCUGCUAUGCGUGGUCCUUGGAAAGGGAAAGCUGUCAAGAGGAAGAUGGCGUUAAAUUUGGUCUUGAAAACUUGAAAAUAAUACUUGGGGAAAUUAGAGAGGAGGUCGCUAAUAAGAAAAAUUGA
Messenger RNA from Entamoeba invadens IP1, 807 nucleotides. RefSeq lists its product as hypothetical. Gene Ontology annotation, biological process: inositol phosphate biosynthetic process; phosphatidylinositol phosphate biosynthetic process. Gene Ontology annotation, molecular function: inositol hexakisphosphate kinase activity. Bases 1 to 807 code for a protein of 268 amino acids. The record is from RefSeq and is a predicted model, not a curated record. Gene Ontology annotation, cellular component: nucleus; cytoplasm. The transcript is spliced from 2 exons. Lineage: Eukaryota; Evosea; Mastigamoebida; Endamoebidae.